Drosophila kikkawai is the source of this 4151-nucleotide messenger RNA. It is a transcript of the gene Fili, whose product is annotated as Fish-lips. Gene Ontology annotation, cellular component: plasma membrane. Lineage: Eukaryota; Metazoa; Arthropoda; Insecta; Diptera; Drosophilidae. The record is from RefSeq and is a predicted model, not a curated record. Gene Ontology annotation, molecular function: protein binding.
GUAAACACAUAAUGGCUAACCGCACAACAGGCGUUGCCACAAGGAGCAGCAGUAGGCCAUGGUCAAGUGGAGCCAUUCCGGUGCUGCUCCUGCUCCUGCUGGUGCUCCUCCCGCUGGAGUCCCUGGCCUUCUGCCCCUCGAAGUGCCAGUGCCUGGGCGGGGAGACCAACAGCAGAGCGCUCUGCGUGGAUGCCGCUCUAGAGGAUGUGCCCAUUCAACUGAAUCCGGAGACAAAGUACAUCAACCUCACUUUAAACAGGAUACGUAACCUGGAUUACGCCCUGCCCUUCUACGUGAAGCUGGAGAUCCUGGAUCUCUCCCAGAACAUAAUCGAAACCUUGGGCUCCAAGAACUUUGAGUACCAGUCGGAGCUGAGGACGCUGAAUUUGAGUCGGAAUCUGGUCAGUUCCCUGCACAAGCACGCCUUCAAGGGACUGACCAACCUGCUCCUGCUGGACCUCAGCUUCAAUAGGAUCGAGACAGUGCAUCCCACGGCCCUCAGUGAUCUGGCCUCGCUGGUGGAGCUGGAUCUCACGAAUAAUAAUAUUGUCAGCCUGGAGGACAACUCUUUCAAGGGCAUGCCCACGCUGGAGGUGCUGGUCUUCCGGAACAAUCGAUUGCUGGACGUCCCGGCGAGCAAUCUCUGGCAUUUGCAUGCCCUCAAGAGCCUGGAUAUGUCCGAUAAUCUGGUGGAAUUUGUGCGAAACGAUAGCUUCGAGGGGCUCAAGGAGCUAUUGGCACUGAGCCUGAGAGGCAAUGUGAUGAGCGAGCUGGAUGUGAGUGCCUUCGAGGGACUCAUUUCGCUGAAGCAUUUGGAUUUGGCGGAUAAUAAUCUAACGAUGGUGCCCACCCAGCAGUUGUCGAAACUUUCGAAUCUCACCUACUUGAACCUGGGUGGAAAUCGCUUCUCCCAGCUGCCCGCCGUCGCCUUCCUCAACUUGUUUCAUUUGCGCGAAUUGCAUUUGAGUCGGCUUGACUAUUUGCAGCGCAUCGAUUCGAGAGCCUUUGUGGACAACACACACCUGCAGACGCUGCACCUGAACAACAACCCCCAGCUGAGCGACAUACCCAUGCGCCUAUUCCAGGGCAAUCCCAAUAUCCUGGAGGUCUACAUGCAAAGCAACAGCCUGCAGACCCUGUACUCUGCCCAGUUCCCGGUGGAUCAGCUGCAGAAGCUAUAUCUUGGCGAUAAUCCCCUGCAGUGCAAUUGCUCGCUGCUGUGGCUCUGGCGGCUGGUAACUGGGAAUUUCGAGGGAGUGGAUCCUGCCCUAGAGCAUGCUGCCGGAGGAGCAGUAGCUGCCCUGGCCAAGGAGGCGGACGGAGAGGAGGAUGAGCAGGCGGAUGAGGCCUCCACGGACGAUGGAGUGGCUGCCUUAGCUGCCUAUAUAGCGGAACAGCAUAUAGUCAAUGCCUUGCACACCACCGAACCGAGUGCCUAUGAGCUGGCCACCUCCUCCUCGAACCGGAACUCGGGCAUCCUGCGCAUGGAUCGCCAGCAGAUCGGUUGUGAUAUCUGGCGGGAUAAGCUGAGAACCCGCCGGCAGUUGCUGACCAUGAGCGAGGGUGAGAUCACCUGUCCGGCGCACAUUGUGACCGUGGUGUGUGCCGUGAUCACCUGCCUGCUGGUUACCAUGAUCGGAGUGAGUGUCCUGUACUACCUGCGCUUUGUGAAGCGCCGCAGGAAGCUCCUCCACGAAAGGGGUCCUCUGAGGACCAGCAAGAGCAUCAUCAAUGUCCACGAUCGCAUCCUGCAGAACCAUAAUCCCGGCAUGGGCCUGGGCAUGAGCAUGACUCUGGGCGGGAGUAACCAUGGCAAUAACCUGGGCAUGUCCCUGAACUAUCCGCAUCAUGCUCAGACCCUGCAGGCCCAUCAUCACUACCACCCGGCGGCCAUGCCGCUCCAGUCUCACCUGGGCAAUGGCCAUGAGUACCAGCAGGCCACCAUGCCGCAGCUGGAUAAAUCGGAUCUGGAGCGGUAUAUCAAGGCUCAGACCAUAGUCAAUGACUACCGGGCCCUCAACCACUGGGAACUGCCCGUCAAGGAGGCCGACGAUGAGCCGGAGCAUCUGUACGAGCGCUUCGAUCACUACGAAUACCCGGACACGCACACAAUGACGAAGCUGAAACAGGCGGCGGCCCUGAAUCACUCCUCCGCAGCAUCCUCGGCAGGACCAUCGCCAGUGCCACCAGCGGCGGGAAAACCACAUGUGGUCUACGUAUGACGUGGACGCAAGGGUUCCCACAUGGAGACGGAGACGGAGAUGGAAAUGGUGGGACUGAACUACAACCACCAUAACCACCACCACAACAAUAACAACAACUAUCGGGGCUGUGUUCAGAGCACCAAGGCCAGCAGCGGUCAGUUCUGAGUUGGGAAAGUAAAGAAAUAGAAGAGGGGGUUUAAUUCAAGGAAAAACACACACAAACAGGGAAAGUGAGAGGUUAGAUUAAGGCGAGAGAUUAAGGGAGGAAGGAUAUGAGAGAGAGUAUUUAGCAGGAGAAUUUUUAUUGAGAUUUUUGGGCAUUUUCAUGUUUUUUAUGUUUUUUUUAUAUUUUUAAUCUUGAUUAUUUCCUAAAAUAUAUUUUAAAUAUUUUCCAUGUCAGAAAUGUGCCUAAAAUUAUGGUUUAAAAAUGCCUUAAGCAUAUUUUUAAAGAGGUUAAAUUAUUCAAGAUUUUUCUAUGAUUUUAAUGUAAUCAAAAACCCACAGAAAACUAAACAAAUAUUUAAAUUAAAAUUCGUUAAGUCACUAGUUUUUUUCAGAGAUUUUCUGCUAAAUACUUUCUCCAUCCCAGAUUGACUUAGUUUUUUUUUAUCUACUACAGAGACAGAGGUAACUCGCAACAAAGUUUAACAAGCGUCAAAUGAAACAAGGGAUAUGUCUACGUGUAUAGCAAGCAUACAAAUACUCUUAAUGACCUACGGAUAGCAGAUAGCAGAUAGCAGAUACAGAUACCGGAUAUAUUAGAUAUGUAUACUAACCGCUAGUUUAAGACCGAAUACGAUUUCAAAGAAACACUAAGCUAACUGCAUUCACAUCUCACUCUACUACUUCUCUCCCCAGAAACUCAUAGUUAAAGUGGCAUUUAGCAUUCGAAUACUCUAGAUAGCGUCUAGUGGUUAAGCAACUUACAAGUGAAUUUAAAUAUAUAUAUAAACGGAUAUAUAUUAGCUGUAACGAAGAGGUAAAAGUAAUUUUGAUUUCUGCUGAAUAUGUGGAGGUUCUUUGGAGCGACACCGACUUUGGCAGGCAAAAUAACGUACGAAAUGGGGACCAAAUAGUCCAGUCCAGUCCAGAGCCUAGAACUAACUGAAUGAAAAUGAAUCCAAACUGCCAAAGGGAUACGGGGGUCCUUUUGAAGAUCAUACACCACAGCCUCUCAUGUUCCCACGUUUCCUACAAAUUCAGCGGCAAAAACAUCUCUCAAAGGACAAUAUAAGCGACAAGUUUAGGCGGAAAAACUAAAAUUAAAAUUAAAACUAAAUUAAACACUUACCCUAACAUUAUCUUAGUGAGCCAGAACUCAAAGUUGAGCCAAUAAUUAAUAUAAUUUGUAUAUAAAUGAAGCACUCGGUCGAGUGUCUGUACGAUUACUGUAAAUAAUUUAUGUACGGCAGAGUGCAUUUGGAAAAACAUUAGUCAAAUGCAUCGGCGGAUAUUGGUUUAAGCAUAAAUGAUUUCCCAAAAAGCAAUAAUUCUGAAUCAAAGCUCUCGUUUGUUGAUAUUUUUCGGUUUCGGGCUUUCAUUUGCAAAUAAUAAUGUAAUUAAAUGCGACAACACACCACAAAAACACACACGAAAUGCUAGUGUAAAAAAUAUAUUUCUAAAAUGCAAAACAUGAAAAAAGGAAGCGUAAAGCGUGUAUACUAAAUAAGCAAAAUCAAAAGGCAGACGGCAAAUGCACAAAAUGCAUUUAGAAAAACCCACAGAAAAAUCUCUGAAUAUAGAAAAACCAGUUUGUGUAUAAAAAAACAAGAAGAGCAUAGAGCAGAGAGCGAAGAGCCAGCAGGCAAGCGUAAGUUUAAAUAUUAAUAAUAAAAUAUACGCAAAAAUAUUUAAUUAAAUGAUAGACACACCCACAGCAACCACAAAAUGUUAUUUCUUAUACGAAGACUGAAGGAAACGAUGAAGCGAAAUAAAAAGAAACAAGAA